CACAGCAAAGGACUAUAUCAAGGUGACUAGAUGGACAAGUCCGAGUUCAAGUCCCCCCCUCGAAACAUCUCCCCGGGCUGUCUUAUACCUGACUAUUGACAUGCCCUCGAACGACGUCUUUGCAUCACUCGACGACGCGCUGCAGGCCAGCGCGAGUAAGCCAUCUAUGUACUUUGCUAGGCUUGCGACACCGGUCAUACCCUCACUCGCACUGCGGGAAGGCGAUAAAGCUCAGGCCUUGACUCUGCGGCUGCUCGAGAAACAUCGGAAAAUUAUGGAUCCACCUCAGCACGAUUCUCUACACCAUGGUUAUGAACUGCUUGUCAACUAUAGGAAGAAUAUAAAGGGCGGAUUUUUCCGGGCCAUGAAGCAUCGGGAAGAAAUCUACCAAUACAGAAAGGGCUCACUCAACUUAAACUACUCCACUGCGACUUCAUCUCUAGAGGCACGCAGUAAGGUACUGUGGAAGAAAGCUAAGUCGGCACCGUCGACCACCAGCUUAACAUCCACGAUAGACUCGACGGCACUCUCUGGCGUUGAUUCUGUCUUGAAUGAUGCCGAGUCGUUCUUGAGUGCAGUCGACUCUCUUCUAAAUGACGACGGAAACAACGAUCAAUCGACCAGUAUGUGUACUCCACGGCUUUCCGCUGCAGUGGCUUGAUAUCGCUUACUAUAGCUUGCCCGGAGAAUGACGGAGGCAGUGUCCAAUCGACGAGCUUCCCUUCACCCGAGAUCGAGUCUGCAGAAAUGG
Molecule: messenger RNA, 751 nt
Organism: Fomitopsis serialis
Lineage: Eukaryota; Fungi; Basidiomycota; Agaricomycetes; Polyporales; Fomitopsidaceae
Exons: 5
Coding region: 101-661 (186 amino acids)
Source: RefSeq, a predicted model, not a curated record